AUGGCACAAACAACGACCAACCUCAUUGAUCUUAAGCCGUGUCGAUUUGACUGGAAAGUGGUGGUUCGGGUCAUGCGUCUGUGGAAAGUUCCUAGCAAAAGCAAUCCAAAUGAAAUGAUCAGUAUCGAUAUGGGUGACAAGAUCCAUGCUUCUAUAAAACGUAAUCACUUGAAAAAGUUUGAACUUAUUGUGAAUGAAGGUAAUACCUACAUAUUUCAAAAUUUUAUGGUGGCUCCAAGCGAUUCAAGAUUCAGAUCAACUCGCCAUACUCACAAGAUUGUGUUUAUUAGCACUACUCGAGUAACUGAUUUCCUUGCUGAAAAUAUUCCUGUUGUCACUUUUAAUUUUACGGAUUUCCGUGAUAUCAUUAAUGACGGGGAUGAUACAUGGCUUAUAGAUGUUAUUGGACAUGUUAUUGAAAAGGAUGCUUUGAGAAAACUAAGCAAAAAUGGGCGGAGCCACAAGCUAAGUAUACUUACUACACAAAACAAAUAA
Messenger RNA from Erythranthe guttata (spotted monkey flower), 495 nucleotides. The record is from RefSeq and is a predicted model, not a curated record. NCBI's taxonomy places the organism in Eukaryota, Viridiplantae, Streptophyta, Magnoliopsida, Lamiales, Phrymaceae.